Aspergillus campestris IBT 28561 is the source of this 3129-nucleotide messenger RNA. RefSeq lists its product as uncharacterized. The coding region runs from base 1 to 3129 and encodes 1042 amino acids. The record is from RefSeq and is a predicted model, not a curated record. The transcript is spliced from 8 exons. Lineage: Eukaryota; Fungi; Ascomycota; Eurotiomycetes; Eurotiales; Aspergillaceae.
AUGUCUAUAGAGACUAAGUCUUGUGAGACAGGGUUCUGUGCCGAGUGGCUGCCCCUCCAUCGCAGUUCACAACAGGAUCUGGUUCAUGCGGAUCAACCGAAAGAGCUCUUCACAGAAAGUCACUAUUAUGCCAUCGCGAUCAGAAACCUCUCGUCCACGCUACGGACUGACCGAAGUGAAGUCCCUCCCUCGAGGGACCGCUCCAAGUGCAUUCCCAGAGAUUUACUGCCAGACGUGAUAAAGGAUGCAGUUAUCUUCACCUGGGGUUAUAAUGCCAAUAUUGAUGGGCUCUUCACGGCUGGCUCCCAGAAUACAAUGAAGCAGUAUGCGGAAAAUCUCCUGGCAGACAUUGCGGAUAGACUGGCGGAUGCUGGACCAAAACCCACUGCGUCACGAUUUAUCAUCUUCGUCACACAUAGUCUCGGUGGCUUGAUUGUCAAAGACGCCCUCAAUCAAUCCUCACGAAUUCAAGAAACGCGAUUGAAGAAUAUCGCGCCGCUCACGUUCGGUAUCUGCUUCUUGGGGACCCCUCAUCGAGGCUCGUCGAGCGCUUCCAUUGGAAAGAUAGCCUACUCAGCCACGCGGGCAGCCACGCGAAGACCGAAUACGAUGCUAUUGCGUGAAUUGGAGAAGAAUUCGGAUACGUUGGAUCGGAUCGGAUCUGACUUUCUGCAAACAAUUCGUGAACACGCUCUUCACAUUUACUCGUUCCGGGAGGAAUAUGAAACGAGAAAGUUUCUUUUCUUUCAUUCAGUUGUUGUAAAAUCGGACUCUGCGAAGAUCGGCCACGCAUCGGAGGAAGUCAGUAGCAUCCCGGCAAAUCAUAGCAGCAUGACGAAGUUCCAGGACAAGGAUGAUAUUGGAUUCAAGCGUGUGAGCGCACAAUUGAGUCGUUGGGUGGAGGAGAUCAGGAAACUGGAAGAUGGCGAGAUCGCCAACCAAGUGCUUGAGAGCUUGAGUCAUCGAGUCGCUGGAGCACGCAGAGCGGAAAUCCAUGUUAAGUACGAGUCAACGCUGCAGUGGUUGUUUGAUCCGAACGAGGUUGCGUUUAUGGACUGGCUCGGCCAAGGGUCGGAUUAUCCUAAAAAAAUCUUCUGGAUUCAGGGAAAGCCCGGCUCUGGAAAGUCAACUUUGAUGAAAAUGGCCCUCGAGGAUGAGAGAACUGUAGAGCUUCUGGGGAAAAGCUCGCUACGUGAACAUUCGGUGUCGAGCUCGAUUUCAAGCAUAGAAUCUUGCAAUUCUUUUGUUCAGUUUGGUAAGAGCAGUGGCUUGCAUCAUAAUGUACAGUCUGCUCCGGUUUGGGUCAAGGCAGGCUUCUUCUUCCAUAAUCGUGGAGUAGAUAUGCAGAAGUCACUCAUAGGAAUGAUGCAGGACCUUCUCUUCCAGGUGCUUGAGAAAUUCAAUUCUCUCGUGGAUCUGAUUUAUCCGAUUUAUGUGGACCUAUCCAUCAAAUACCAGACAAACCGGCCCCCGUGGAGUCUAACAGCCCUACACCAGGCAUGGACGACCAUCUGCAAGCAAGAGAAAAUCCAGAGCCUUCGGUUGAUUUUGUUCUUAGAUGCUCUCGAUGAACACGAGCCAUCGGCUGAUGUGAACAACGAGAGGCUGGUUGCGCUCAUCACGGAGCUCGCGGCAAUCAAAAAUGAGAAUACUGUUGUCCUAUUCUGCAUUGCCAGUCGACCAUGCACAGCCUUCAAAACACAUUUUAGGGGGCAUCCCGGCUUUAUUAUGCAGGAUCAUACCAAGAAAGACAUUGAGAUAUACACUCGGCACCGUAUACUCCCUAAUCUUGACAGUGAGUCGGCCUCAUCCGUCAGAUGGGGCUGUCUCAUUGACAGCAUAGUGGAUAAGGCAUCUGGAGUGUUUAUCUGGGUCAGGCUGGUUGUUGACGAGAUGAUAAAGGCUGUGAAAGAUGGCACACCGUUUACUGACCUAGAAGAACAACUGCGACGAACACCGGACGAGCUCGGUGAGCUGUACUGGCACGCUAUAAAGCGAAUUGAACCCGCAUAUCAUUUCGAGGCAUAUAUAAUAAUUCAACUUGUGACUUAUGCACGGAAGCCACUGCUCUUGGGAACUUUAUAUGAAUGUGUGUACUAUUUGAAGCAUGGGUCGCAUUCCGACUACCCAGCAUCGACAGAGGAAAUGCGACUCUUCCUCAGCAGCAGAAGUGGGGGGUUACUGGAAACCAUAUUUCGAAAAUCUCCGCAAACCGUACUUCAAAAAGUCCUGGCAGGCAAUGAGGAUUCGAGUGCUUUGCGCAGCCAGUCGACGAUGGAGUACGUUCAACCAAUCCACCAGACGGUCAAAGAUUUUGUCAUUAGGAACACCAAGCAGUGGCCGAUAGAACUUGUUCAAGGCGGAAUGGCGCCCCUAACUGGAUUUCUCUAUCUGCUCAAAUGCGCGACUAAAAGAUCCAGACAUCCAAGUACGAACGACCUUCAGUCGGAUUUUUUACACUACGCCCGACGAGCUGAACUUAUGCCGGGUCAUCUAUCCCCAUCGGAGGUCUCCCAUCAUAUCAAAAGCGCAUUCCACGAGUUAUUAACUCCCAAUGACUCUCAACAGGGUAUACAGAGUUGGUCAGAAAGCCAUCAGGUGUUCAGAGCAUUCCCUGUUUUUCAUUUGUCCAAGGUCCAUGAGAACAUCAAUUCGCUCAUUCUGUUAGCCGUGACAACUGCAGCAGGGAUAGGAUCAUUUCCCGCACGUUUCAAAGAUGAUUCAGGUUUCGUUCGGGAGCAUCUGAAAGAGGCUCAUGAGCAGUAUGCUGCCUCUGCCGCAAUAUGCUUACCAGACGAUGGGAAUGCCGAGCCGCUGGAGGCACUGAAGGCGGCAGAAGAAAUCCUAGAGUAUCCCUCACACAAGGAAGCCCUAGAUGCUAAAUCAAAUGUACCACUUUGUUUUUCUAAGGGCUCCACUUACACGAUUGUCAACCUAUUGAAUGUCACACCACUCAGUUCUCUACUGCUCGCCAGUAGUUGCACACGUGCAUCAAGUGAAGGUCGCCUUCAUGCUGCGAGAUAUCUUCUUGAAUCCGGUGCCGAUCCACAUUCGGAGAUUCUUGUGGAUUGGCCCGCAGACAGACUUGUCUUCAUCACUGUGCUCGAUUUGAAAGCAGCUCACUGGUGA